CCCAUCAUUCCUUUCUCAUCCCCCGUCAGUUCUGGGCCCCGCUGAUUGGUUGCGGUGUUAAGACGCAAGCGCAGACCGUGAAGAGUGAUGCUGCACUUUACCCUCCUGUGUGUCUAGUCCCUCCCAGCCGCCGGCGCUCCUCCUCCUCCUUUUCCUCGGUCAGUCACACAGUGAGAGAGAGAACGGGCGCGCGGGGCAGACAGCGGAGCAGCGAGAGGAAAGAGAGGGACAGACCGGCGUUCAGGGAAGGGACCGCGGAGCGUGAGGAGACACAGGGACCGAGCUCUCAAUUUCAAUUCCUCGUUACCGGCAGCGGAGCGGCACAGGCCGGACACUGACAAUGGCUUCCGGAUCAGAUUCCAAAUCCGAUGAUUUGUCCACUGCAAUCUUGAAGCAAAAGAGCCGGCCCAAUCGGCUGAUUGUGGAUGAAUCCAUCAAUGAGGACAACAGUGUUGUGUCUCUGUCUCAGGCCAAGAUGGAUGAGCUGCAGCUCUUUAGAGGAGACACAGUCCUGCUGAAGGGGAAGAAGAGGAGAGAAGCUGUUUGCAUCGUUCUCUCAGAUGACUCCUGCUCUGAUGAAAAGAUCCGCAUGAACAGAGUUGUCCGUAACAACCUGAGGGUGCGGCUCGGAGAUGUUAUCAGCAUUCAGCCGUGCCCAGAUGUGAAGUAUGGCAAACGAGUCCAUGUUCUGCCCAUAGACGACACAGUGGAGGGCAUCACUGGGAAUCUGUUUGAGGUGUAUCUCAAGCCUUACUUCCUGGAAGCCUACAGACCAAUCAGGAAAGGUGACAUUUUCCAGGUACGCGGAGGCAUGAGAGCCGUGGAGUUCAAAGUGGUGGAGACGGAUCCUUCCCCAUACUGCAUUGUGGCCCCCGAUACCGUCAUCCAUUGUGAAGGGGAGCCCAUUAAGCGUGAAGAUGAGGAGGAGUCCUUGAAUGAAGUGGGCUAUGAUGAUAUUGGAGGCUGCAGGAAACAACUGGCUCAGAUCAAAGAAAUGGUGGAACUGCCUCUCAGGCAUCCGGCACUCUUUAAGGCUAUUGGUGUCAAGCCUCCCAGGGGCAUUCUGCUGUACGGACCCCCAGGAACUGGCAAAACCCUCAUUGCUAGAGCUGUGGCCAAUGAAACUGGAGCUUUCUUCUUCCUGAUUAAUGGACCGGAAAUCAUGAGCAAGCUGGCGGGUGAGUCUGAGAGUAACCUGCGCAAAGCUUUUGAGGAGGCUGAGAAGAAUGCCCCUGCCAUCAUCUUUAUAGACGAGCUGGAUGCCAUUGCCCCCAAAAGAGAGAAGACACACGGAGAGGUGGAGCGCCGUAUUGUGUCUCAGCUACUAACACUGAUGGACGGGCUGAAACAACGGGCGCAUGUCAUUGUCAUGGCAGCCACCAACCGACCCAACAGCAUUGAUCCAGCGCUUAGGCGAUUUGGUCGUUUUGACCGGGAGGUUGAUAUCGGCAUCCCCGACUCCACUGGACGUCUGGAAAUCCUGCAGAUUCAUACUAAGAACAUGAAGCUUUCGGAUGAUGUGGAUCUGGAACAGGUUGCUAAUGAAACCCACGGACAUGUUGGUGCCGAUUUGGCUGCUCUGUGCUCAGAAGCUGCUCUCCAGGCCAUAAGGAAGAAGAUGGACCUCAUAGACCUGGAAGAUGAAACCAUAGAUGCUGAAGUGAUGAAUUCUUUGGCUGUCACUAUGGAUGACUUCAGGUGGGCGCUAAGUCAGAGUAACCCCUCAGCUCUACGGGAGACCGUGGUGGAGGUGCCGCAGGUCACUUGGGAGGAUAUUGGUGGUUUGGAAGACGUCAAGAGGGAGCUCCAGGAGCUGGUUCAGUAUCCUGUGGAGCAUCCAGACAAGUUCCUGAAGUUCGGAAUGACUCCAUCGAAGGGUGUACUUUUCUACGGUCCGCCUGGAUGUGGUAAGACUUUGCUGGCUAAGGCCAUUGCCAACGAAUGCCAGGCCAACUUCAUCUCCAUCAAAGGGCCGGAACUUCUCACUAUGUGGUUUGGAGAGUCUGAGGCCAAUGUUAGAGAGAUCUUUGAUAAGGCUCGGCAGGCUGCUCCCUGUGUCCUCUUCUUUGAUGAAUUGGACUCCAUCGCUAAGGCCCGAGGUGGGAACAUUGGAGAUGGUGGUGGAGCUGCCGACAGAGUUAUUAACCAGAUCCUUACUGAGAUGGAUGGAAUGUCUACAAAGAAGAAUGUCUUCAUCAUUGGAGCCACCAACAGACCAGACAUCAUCGACCCUGCCAUCCUGCGUCCUGGCCGUCUAGAUCAGCUCAUUUACAUCCCGCUGCCCGAUGAGAAGUCCCGCAUGGCCAUCCUGAAGGCCAACCUGAGGAAGUCUCCAGUUGCCAAGGACGUAGACGUCAACUUCCUGGCCAAGAUGACCAAUGGAUUCUCCGGUGCCGAUCUGACUGAGAUUUGCCAGCGAGCCUGUAAACUGGCCAUCAGGGAAUCUAUUGAGAAUGAGAUCCGAAGAGAGCGGGAAAGGCAGACUAACCCCUCCGCUAUGGAAGUGGAAGAAGACGACCCCGUACCAGAAAUCCGCAGAGAUCACUUCGAAGAGGCCAUGCGAUUCGCCCGCCGCUCAGUCAGCGACAACGACAUCCGAAAAUACGAGAUGUUCGCGCAAACUCUUCAGCAGAGCCGAGGAUUCGGCAGCUUCAGAUUUCCCGCUGGGGGUCAAGCUGGAGCCGGUCCAAGCCAAGGAGCCGGGGGAGGCAGCGACGGGAGCCAUUUUACUGAAGAAGAAGACGAUCUCUAUGGUUAAAGGGUGGUCCAACCCUCCCUCGUUGUACAGCCAAUCGAUUCCUACGUUAUUGGACACUUUGCUUUUCAUUCCCCAACUAGAUGCAGCCCCACUCCUGUUCUAUCAUUUUGUUACACGGGUGUGAGAAGAGGGGAGCCAAGUCUCUCAGGAUUCUUAAACUUUUCUCUUCGUUCCCUCCCUGUUUCUGAAGCGGCCGCUGAGCUUGCAGAGAAGCCUCCCGGGGGGAAUGAAAGUUCUUCCUCCACCGAGUGACUUGGGGCUCCUUUAACCCCCUGUGAGGAUCCUGCAGAUAUUUCUCUUGUUUUCACUCCUCCAGUUCAGCUGUUUGGCCUUCAACUGUUCAUCCAAAGUAAAUCUAUUGGGAAAUCAAUGCUGAGAUUAACCAUUUGGCUGCCAGUGUGCCUGCGAGCGUUUAGCUGGGCACUAUUGCAGUGAAAGGGUUAAUACGGGGGGCUGCAGGUUUCUCCAGUUGUGAAUGGGUCGCUCCCCCCUCCUGUGGGUAUGAGAAAAGCAUAAUAAAGAAAUAAAACAUUCA
Xenopus laevis (African clawed frog) is the source of this 3293-nucleotide messenger RNA. It is a transcript of the gene vcp.L, whose product is annotated as valosin containing protein L homeolog. The record is from RefSeq and is a predicted model, not a curated record. Bases 341 to 2758 code for a protein of 805 amino acids. The transcript has 17 exons. NCBI's taxonomy places the organism in Eukaryota, Metazoa, Chordata, Amphibia, Anura, Pipidae.